Molecule: messenger RNA, 1182 nt
Organism: Setaria italica (foxtail millet)
Lineage: Eukaryota; Viridiplantae; Streptophyta; Magnoliopsida; Poales; Poaceae
Product: homeobox-leucine zipper protein ROC6-like
Exons: 5
Coding region: 1-1182 (393 amino acids)
Biological process (GO): regulation of DNA-templated transcription
Molecular function (GO): DNA-binding transcription factor activity, RNA polymerase II-specific; DNA binding
Source: RefSeq, a predicted model, not a curated record
AUGGACAACGAGUGGCAGCUGAACAGUAACAAUGAACAAGGCAUGGGCCUCAACCCUGGAAACGAGACCGCCUACCCGAACUGGAUCAACCACAUGGAAGAAUACGAUAUUGAUGCUCUCCUGGACGCCGAGGACCAUGUGAACACUGAUCAGGAUGAGGAUGACGAGGAACACCACCACGAUGGAUCGAAAUCAUCCAAGCGUGGGAAGAAUCGCUUCACUGCAAAGCAGAUUGAACAACUUGAAUCUUUGUUCCAAUUGUCUGCCCACCCAGAUGAUCCGACGCGCCAGGAACUUGCUGACAAGAUUGGGUUAGAGGCAAGGCAGGUCAAGUUCUGGUUCCAAAACCAACGCACUAAGACUAAGGCGAAGGCAGUUGGAGAUCAGAACAAGGACAUUAAGCAAGAAAAUGCUCAGCUGCACGCGGAGAACAUGAAACUGCAGCAAACAUUAGCAUGUGGCAGAUGUCGUGACCCAACAGAGCACAAAUGGCACCUGCUGAAUGAAAAUGCAAGGCUAAAGGAUACGAAACGCCGUGCCCAAGAAUACCUGAUCAAGCUCAUCCAUGAUUCAAACCUUCCUCACUCUGAGACACUGGAGCAUCUGGAAUCAGCUUCCCUGAACCUGGUGCCAUUCGACGACAAUGGCAGCACUUACCAGGCCACACUUCUCUCAUACGCUGAACGUGCCUUGAACGAGUUUAUGAUGUUAGCAGUGAAGGAUGAGCCGAUGUGGCUGCCUACCAUCAAUGGCAAGAUGCUACACAACCAGGAGUACAAUUGUCGCACGUGCCCAGGACUACUUGGCCCCUGCCCGCAGGGGUUUGUCAUGGAGGCCACCAAGCAGACUACCACAGUCAGGGGUACCGCCUCCGACCUCGUUGCCAUGCUCACUGACGUGUCAUGCUGGUCCAAGAUGUUCCCUGGUAUCAUAGAAAGUGUAAGGGCUAGCAAGGUUGUCUCCAGUGGCAUUUCAACUUCGCGCGACGGGCUAAUUCAGGAGGUUCAUUGCUUGUUCAAGGCUUUAUCCAAAAAUAUGCUUUUAAGUACAAUUUCCAUGGUGGUGCUACUCACAGCGUGCUCCAAGAAGGCUCACGUCCUCGUCGCCGUCACGUUGCUGGUGGCUCUCCUCGCCAAGGUUGCGUCGGCGGGCAGGGGCGACCUCCCGAUGGCAGAUGUCUAG